AUGAACGGGUCGAGUGACGCUUGCGCCACGGAGAGAGAGGGCCUGAAGCAGGAGCUUGAGAAGCAGCUGCACUCCAUCUUUCUGGUGCAGCGCUCCAUCGUGGAGCAGGUACUGUACCAGCGCUUGAAAAAAGACCUGCUGCGCAAGAUGCGCCGCAAGAAGCGCGAGCUUGACGUCAAAGAGAAGCUGCGCAUGCUUCACGGGGCCAUGGCAGACUACGACUCUCAGGUGGAAGAGCUUCGGCCGCUCUUCGUCAGCAACACGGAAAGGGACAGGGCCGAAAAGAGGCUAUCUGAGCUCCAAUGGGGUAUUGGAGACACAGCAGAGGGAAAAGAGAUGAAGCAGCGGUGGAAGAUGGAAAGGUUACGAAGAGCGCCAACACGCCAGUCCAGGGACAUCUCCAUCUCCUUGUCCCCGGGUAUGCGGCUCAUGUUGCGACCGUCUGGGCUGGGAAACUUUCAGCUCUUCUCUCGCCGCAAGGUUGGACCGAACCAGAAUCCCAAUGAGGUUGCCUUGGGCAUCCACAACGAUGGAAAGUCCCUGCCAGUUAUCAAAUUCCAGCCGACCAUUGCGAUCGAGCUGAGCGCAAGCUGUGUUGCCGCAGGUGUCGCUCGCUUUUCCUGGCCCAAGCCCUCUCGCAGCAAGCUCCGGGCAAGUGCCUUCGCUGCCAUGAAUGCGGAGGACCUGGAAGGCCUCCCCGUGAGCUCCGGGGGCCAUGUUCUCAGCUGCGAGGAGAUAACCUGCCUCCAGGCAGGCCUCGCUUUGCUCAAGGCAACUGAGAAGAACCCAGUGAUCCAGUUCUGGGGCAAGAUCCUUGGGAAGGAGCGGGACUACUUCAUAGCGUGCGAGAUUCGGGACCUGAAGCCUGCGUAUCCAAACAAGCGCUUCUUCUAUGCCGGCGAGGACUUCAAGUUCAAGGCCAUGCCGGACCUGUCCGAGGAGGUUGGUGAAGCCGUCUCCAUGCUACAGUUGACCACUCCGCUGACUGGCGACCCCAGUGCAUUGCUGGAAUCGGUGGCAGGUGUGGAGCCCAAGGCAGGGCCAGCACUGACUGAGCUGGACAGGCUCGCGCUGCUAGUCCAGGAGAUCGACUUUGACACUGCAACAGUGCCUAAAGGCGCCUACUCGCUGAAUGAGGCGCAGGUGGUUGUUCCGAACAGCGCCUUCCGAGGCCUCGAGCCUGCGAAGGCUACUUUGUUGGAGAACUACGUGCACUUCAGACCCCCCGCAAGCGUCGUGAGCCUGAAGGCGCAGGCUUCAAACGAUUUGGAGUUCCAGAGCAACUUUCUGGAUUCUCUUGCCGACGACUUGCCGAAAGGGUGCUGGGCAGUGCGGCAGGAGCCAGAGAAGAGCGGCUUGGUCACUUUGCGUUCGCUGAUGUGGCCAGGUUACUCAGCGUUUCACGUGCCUGGCACUGGCAAGUUUGGCAGCGUGUACUUCGGCUACGCUUCCAAGAUCACUGACUUGGCCUUCCUGCUCUGA
This is a messenger RNA of Symbiodinium sp. CCMP2456, 1482 nucleotides long. The record is from the annotation of a GenBank genome assembly. Lineage: Eukaryota; Dinophyceae; Suessiales; Symbiodiniaceae.